AUGGAGAGACAGGUUCUUCCGCUAUUCCCCGAGUGCCUGGAAGAAAUGACCCGCACCUGGCCGAAACCUUUCUCAUCGAAAAACCCGGUCCUGGGCGGUGCUACGCUGGACUGCGCAGAAAUGGAGGCGAAUGGACUGUCCAAUCUGCCGCAGGUGGAGCCGCUGGUCGCUCACCACCUCCAUCCUGGCCAGAAAGCCUUCAUGACCACAUCCGCGCCUAGCUUCCCGUCAAAGGCGGACGGAUUCCAGUCCUCCAUGACCGACAAGGCAUACAGAUCCGUUGCCCUCGGUGUGCGAGCUCUGAACGCAUCGUCUAUGCUGAUGGCGUAUCAGGCUGAGCUUCAGGAGGAGAUGGCCGGAACCACGGAGCACAAGCUCUGGGACGAGAUGUGCGUGGUGACCGACUUAUGCCUUCGCCUACAUCGCUGUGCUGUCCAGGCUUCAGGAAGGGCGAUGAGUAUCAUGGUCACGCAGGAGAGAGCGCACUGGCUCAACUUGUCUAGCCUCUCACACCGCGAAAAAGUCCAGCUUCUGGAUGUUGCUGUGGAUCCAAAGGGCUUGUUCGGCCCCGCUAUGGCUGCUAUGCAACGCCGCUGUGAGGAAAAGAAGCGGGAGGGUGAGGCUCUGCAAACCUGUCUGCCCAGGAAAGUGCACCCACCUCCUGCCUCAGCGCCCCGCCCAUCCUUUGCACAAGCGGUAGCGCGUGCUCCGCUUGGCUACAGGAUUCCAAAGCGACCCACCCCACCACAGCCCAGACCACCAGCAAAACCCAAAGCUGAGAGUGGAGGAGCAUGGGGUAACAAGCCAGCUGCACCAGUGGACCAGCACGGAAGCCGACAAGCGCCGCCUCGCGCCCGCCUGGGCCACGGGCCGAGGGCACUUCAAAACAAAAAUGCCCUAUUGUUGAAAAACAUAAGGAACACUGUGCACUUAGCGGCGCAGGGCCACAUAAGCUCUGUACCAGAGCCGGCCACGCGUGCAUGCGCAGCUGCCAGAGCGAGGCAGUGCUGCCCUCCACUAGAGGGCAGCAGUGCUCCACUGGUGGCGCUGCAGCCAGCUGUAACACAGCGAAUAGCGCGCUGGCGCGCGUGUAUCGCGUCGCAAUGGGUGCUCAGAACUGUGGAGAAAGGGUACAGGCUCCAAUUUUCACACACCCCCCCUCGAUUCUCAGACAUAAUAUGGUCACAGGCGAGGGGAAAUGCUGCCAGUUUUCUAGAAGCAGAGAUAGCCUCUCUUUUAGAGAAAGGAGCGAUUCAAGUAGUACCUCCAACGCAGAGCCGGAGCGGCUUCUACUCGAGGUAUUUUAUAGUUCCCAAAAAGGGAGGGGGCAUGAGACCUAUACUGGACCUGAGAGCGUUAAACAAACACCUCAGACAGUACAAAUUCCGGAUGCUGACUCACUCAGCACUGCUAAAGUUUGUACGCCCAGACGAUUGGUUCACCACCAUCGAUCUAAAAGAUGCAUACUUUCACAUUCCCAUUUACCCUCCCCACAGAAAGUUUCUCAGAUUCGCCUUUCAGGGGAGGACAUACGAGUAUAUGGUACUCCCGUUCGGCCUCUCUCUGAGCCCGCGCGUUUUUGUCAAAUGCACAGAAGCAGCGAUAGGGCCGCUCAGGGCGAAUGGAAUUCGUCUGGCAACGUAUUUGGACGACUGGCUUUUGGCUGCAAAGUCAAAGGAAGAAGCCGUGACACACACCGAAUACUUAAUGAGACACCUCUCAUGGCUGGGGUUUCAAAUCAACUUGGCCAAAAGUGUGCUGAACCCCAGCCAGUCAGUAACUUUCAUCGGACUGUCCCUAGACUCAGUGGCGAUGAGAGCUCGGCUUUCCCCAGACAGAGUAGAGGCAUUUCAGGCAUGCCUCGCCCAGUUUCGAAGGGGAAAUUAUGUGGAGCUGAGGAUGUGCUACAGACUUUUGGGUCUGAUGGCGUCAGCAUUGGCUGCUAUUCCCCUAGGGAGGCUACAUAUGAGGGGGUUUCAGCGCUGGGUGGCGAAACUCGGUCUGGACCCGCGAAUGUACGCACGCAGGAAAAUUAUUGUGUCAGCUCAGGGUGCGCGGACACUGCGACUGUGGAAGCAUCCGCGCUUCCUGUCACAGGGCGCACCGUUAGGCACGAUCAGUGCCAGAAAAGUAAUCACUACCGAUGCGUCUCUAUGGGGAUGGGGUGCCACCCACGAAGGGAGGUCGGUAAAUGGACAGUGGAGUCCGAGCUUACGCUUGGCUCAUGUAAAUGUUCUGGAGCUCAGGGCAGUAUGCCUGGCUCUACGUCAUUUUCUUCCGUAUGUGGAAAACUCUCAUGUGUUGGUCCGUACGGACAACACGACUGUGGUGGCUUACAUCAACAAGCAGGGGGGCUUACGCUCCCUACAACUUCACAGGCUAGCACACAGACUGAUUAUCUGGAGCAAUGCCAACCUCCUCUCACUCAGAGCAACGCAUGUGCCGGGAGUGUCAAAUCGAGGGGCGGACCUACUCUCCAGGGGCCACCCUCGCUAUGGGGAGUGGAAACUUCACCCAGACGUGGUGAAUAUGGUCUGGAAGCGGUACGGUCUCCCAGCAGUGGAUCUGUUCGCAUCCAGGGAGAACGCACAGUGCCACCAGUUUUUCUCACUGAAGGACAGGGAUGCUCCGCUGGGAGUGGACGCGCUGGCACACGAGUGGCCGCGUGCCCUCCUUUACGCAUUCCCUCCACUAGCUCUGAUAUCCCCUACUCUAAUCAGAGUGAGAGAGGCGGGUCUAUCAGUUAUUCUGAUAGCACCGAAUUGGCCACAAAAGACUUGGUUAGCAGAGAUAACGCAGAUGCUUUACGCUCAACCAUGGCCCCUCCCACUGCGCAGGGAUCUGCUCUCGCAGGCGCGGGGAGAAAUCUUUCACCCUCACCCAGAGCGCCUAGCUCUCUGGGCUUGGCCCGUGAAGGGUUAAAUUUGACGUCAUGUGGGCUGCCUCAGAAUGUAGUAGCUACCAUCCAAAGUGCUAGGGCACCGUCCACACGCACUUUGUAUCAUGCUAAGUGGCG
This is a messenger RNA of Astyanax mexicanus (Mexican tetra), 3016 nucleotides long. RefSeq lists its product as uncharacterized. NCBI's taxonomy places the organism in Eukaryota, Metazoa, Chordata, Actinopteri, Characiformes, Acestrorhamphidae. The record is from RefSeq and is a predicted model, not a curated record. Gene Ontology annotation, molecular function: nucleic acid binding. The transcript has 2 exons. The coding region runs from base 1 to 2922 and encodes 973 amino acids.